This is a messenger RNA of Symbiodinium sp. CCMP2592, 285 nucleotides long. The record is from the annotation of a GenBank genome assembly. Lineage: Eukaryota; Dinophyceae; Suessiales; Symbiodiniaceae.
AUGGCAGUCUUCCACAUGCGAGGGUUACGGCUUCGCAUGAAAAAGUUUGAGCUGAACAAAGCAGGAACCACAGCUGCAGCUGCUGCUUUGGCAGUUCAGCUGUGUGUGCUGGAACGCGCUGGCAAGGGCUCCAAGGAGCUGGAGAAGAAUGAGGAUAAGACCCUGACCUUCCGAGAGGAGGAUGGCUUGACCAAGCUGGUGCCGCUAAUCCCGGAGCCACACGCAGACCGCAAGCAGGCCUUGUGUGAAGGAUUAAGGUGCUGGAUGUGUGUGGAAAUCUUUUAG